AGGCAAACCUCGGUCCUAUGCCAUUCACUGAAACUGGUUGAAGAAUGCACUGUGGACGCUUUAAUCAUGUAAGGAUUUUAAGUACAGGAAGACGUCACCAGCCAAAAACUGGAUUUCUGAGCUUCGCUGGCAAGGACGUGUACACGAUCUAUGGAAUAUGAACGGUCGUAAAGUGAAGCAAAAGCAAUCAUUUCUAAAAAGGGACCUCGUUAGACGCCUUUCAGUUUCUCCUCGCAAUCGGUGGCAGAGUUGUGUGUGUGAGACGGCAGUGUAAUCAUGGGCGAAUGGGUCUUUCUUCAUGGGCUCUUCGACCACCUCCAGGCCCACUCACCCAUGCUGGGUCGCUUUUGGCUUCUGCUCAUGCUGGUCUUUAGGAUCUUGAUUCUGGGAACAGUGGCCAGCGACCUGUUUGAGGACGAGCAAGAGGAGUUCUCGUGUAACACCCUCCAGCCAGGAUGCAAGCAGGUUUGCUACGACCAGGCAUUUCCGAUCUCCCAGUACCGCUUUUGGGUCUUUCACAUUGUCCUCAUUGCCACGCCAUCCUUGCUCUUUCUCAUGUAUGCCAUGCAUCAUCACAACAAGAAGACCAGCGGCUCCAAGUCCUUUCCAGACGACAAGGAAUUUCAGCAGUUAAGGAGGCUAUAUAUUGUCAACGUUGCAUUCCGCAUUGUUGCGGAAAUUGGCUUUCUCGUUGGACAGUGGUGGCUGUAUGGCUUCAAGGUGGAGGCCCAGUAUCCCUGCAGCCGUUUCCCUUGCCCUUACACUGUGGACUGCUUCACCUCACGCCCUGCAGAGAAAACGUUCUUCCUUAGCUUCUACUUCGCCAUAGGAGUCUUGGCGGCCAUCUCCAGCUGUGUGGAACUUCUCUACGGCUCUGCCAAGUGGUUCUGCUCUAGCCGAGAGGAAUAUCCCACACAGAGCAUCCACAGCUACAAGCCAGGGGAGCUGCGGGAGAAGGUUUUGGAGAAGGCCGCGAUGGAGAGCAUAUCCGGCAGCACGAGGGUGAAGCGAGGGUCACAGAGGAGCAGCAAGAAGCUCAACGGGACGAAGCACAAGAACAAAUACGUCAGCAGUAAGACUUUCAUGGUGUGACACUUAAGGAAUUCUCGCCUGCUGUUCGGGAUGACAUUCAUUUCUGGGUUAGUCAUAAGUGCUUGUCGUGCUAGUCCUGAGAUGAGGAAAUGAGCCAUAAGGAAAAAUCAGCUGAUAAGGAGGGUGAUGACGUUCCCUUUGAUGAACUUGAUUAGCUGUCAUCAAGCACUAGUGCCUAGAAAAGGCCUGUGGAUUACACAGGAUACACUCAUUUCACCCCACAGACACUGGUGUUGUGUUACACCCAUCCUGUACUUUGAAAUGUUAUGUAAUUUAAUUGUUAUUAAAAGUAAUUCUGAGCCUUCGUGACUCACGUUUCUCACAUAUUGUCCUGAUUCGGGUUGUGUGUUCAAGGAAACGCCGCCUGACAACCAACAGCACGGCACUACUGAUUUUUUUUUAAUUUACAUGAUUUCUGCUCUCUAUAUCUAGAAUAUGGAGACCACAAGCCUAUUUGUUGUAGAUGAAAAGGGGAGAAUCAAAAUUGAGUCUGUUGUACGUUUUGGCCAUUUCCUUCAACAAUGCGGCAGUCAUGGACCUGUCCAAACUUUAGUUGAGUCUCAUAGUUCCUGGUCUAUUGGGUGCUGAUGUCCUUUCAUGCGCAUGAAACAUGCGCAUGACACACAUACGUAUCUUACCUGCUACCAGGCAUUUAUUAGUACGUGAUAUGAAGGAGGUGUAUCAGGGCGAUGCCGAAAAGUUUUUUGUCAGAAAAACUUGUCAGUUUCUAAAAAAAACCCAAAAAACUAACGAUUAUUUAAAUAACCAAUUAAUCGGUCGAUUAUUUUUUCAAUUAAUCGAUGAAUUGAAUUAAAAAAAAAAUUUAUGCCUCUAUUCAGAAAAAGAUUUGAACUGAUAGAGAAAAUAAGUGCACCAGGUUGUCGCUUUAAUAUUCUGUUCAAAAUAAUGUUAAAUAAAAUAUCCAAGUGUUUGUCAAAUGGCUUCAGUAAAACAAUAAAUGUACAUUUUCUUUUCAUUUUCUUAGUCGAUUAAUCUGGUUUGUUGUGUCAGUUAAUGGAGUAAUCGGUUAGGCCAUAGAUGGACCAAAAUAAUAUGAAGCAAACACCUACAGGUACUGGUUGGAUCCGCAACAUACCAGAAAAGAGGCAAAAAUGUCCAUCUCUGCUUUCCAAAGUCAAAGCUGACGUGUGUGAAUAUCUUGUUUUGGCUAAAACGCAAAGAUAAUGUGUUAAUUGUUCACAAUAUUAGAACUUUAUUCUCAUAGCAUUCCAACUUUUCUUGUCAUUUUAUGACUUUAUUCUUGUAGCAUUUUCUUUUGCAAUAUUGCUAUCUUUUCUUUUUUGCUACUGUAUCGCCCUCAUCCUAAGAAACCUUUUGAAUGUCAUUAAAUGUUGCUCGUCUAGGUCGUAGGUCGUAGGUCGUCUAGAAACUGGAAGGUUGGCGGUUCGAUCCUCACUCCCUCCACCCAGUCACUGUCGUUGUGCCCUUGGGCAAGACACUUCACCCACCGUGCCUCCAGUGCUGCCCACACUGGUGUAUGAAUGUGAAUUGUUGUUUGGUGGUGGUCGGAGAGGCCGUAGGCGUGAUCUGGCAGCCAGACUAUCCCAGGGCAGGCCUACAGAUGUAGUUUACCACCACCAGUGUGUGACUGACGAGUGAAUGGAUAAUUGGUUCACUUCAUUGUGAAGCGCUUUGGGUACCUAGAAAAGCGCUAUUAAAAAAUGGAAUCCAUUAUUAUUACUAUUAUUACAAAUAGUUACAGUCAGUAGUUGCCUCUGUGCAAGUAUGCUCACAUGAGAAAAACACCCUUCCCGUUUUCAAUUUUUCUCAACCGUACUGUAGGUGGCAGCAGCGUAACAGAUAGGCAUCUUUUCAGUCAGAUGACUUCAUUAGGAGCCAUAAAAUGACAGCGUUACUCUUUAGAUCACAGCAUGAUAGUGACAGCACUUAUAUGACCUCUUGGGAAGGAUGCCUUCUUAUUGCAUCAUCGUAUAAACCUCAUUUCAAAGCUUAUUUUGGUGAUUUACUGCUACAUCUGCAAUGGGGACAAUCAAAGGAGACUUGAGCAGUGACACAUCCAAAUAGUCUAAAUACACUCCAAAGAAGCUUAUUUCCCUCCCAGAAAUGCACACAUCUCCUGCUGUUCCCUGGAUGCAUCAUAUAUGCAGAUUUGCAAGGCUUUGAUGUGCGUAGAGCAGAAUAGGAGAUGUGUUAUAUAAACAGCAGAGGAGGAUUACUGUCAAAACUUUCUCCUUGCCUCAUCUACUCUACCUUUUUUUUUAAAUAGCUUCCCUCUAUAGCUUUUUAUUAUUCUUUUCUUCAUCUGUGCCGUACUUGACUUUCUUUUGUGCGUGUGGGCAGGCCCGCUCUAACGGCAGGAGCCCGCCUUAAAAAGCAAAUGUAGGUCAUCUGUCGUCGGCUCCUUUCACACCGACACUGACGAGGAGAUGGAAGUGAUAUGUAUAUAUAUAUAUAUAAAGCUCGACAUGUCUCCCCCACCCCACAUCACUCUUGCAUUUUUUUCUGGCUUGCAGCUUGAGUGAGACGUUAAUAAGAAGCUCCCUGUGCUUGCUACAAACCCGCCUUCCCCCAAGCUGACACCAAGCACCUCCCAUUCUGCUCAAUCCUACAUGGUUAUGUCUUAUUUCUCUGCAAGCAAUGCAAAGACAGGCACACUCUGGCCUAGCGACAGCAUUGUUUGUAUCUAAACUCAGCAGGCUGCCUGCUAAAUGGAAUUUUUCUAUUGUGAUUUAAUCUGAAACUUCAUCUAAUGGUGCCUUGUGCUUUUAAAUGCGUAUGCAUAGGUAAAGAAUGUUGUGUAAAGAGGCUUUCAAUCCACUUUCAUCUACCCCUACCUUCUUCUUCUGUGAUAAGGUUGGUAUAUUUCAUGAAAAUGUCUGGAUGUACUAUAGUUUGCUCAAAUGCAGUACUAAUGAAGCAGAAUUUUGGGGUUUUAUUGCAUUUAGAAUUUUCUAGCCAACUCCAAUCCAGAAUUAGUCAGAUGCUGCCUUUCCCAAAUUGGGAUUGCAAUAUUGAUCCGAAUGUAAGACGACUCUUGACAUAGGACCGCCCAUCUUUCUCAAGAACUUUAUUUGGAAAAUCCUUCUUAAGCCACAGAAUGUAAAAUCUGAAAACAAAAUGAAUAUGUAUUUGAAAUCACGUUUUCAGUUUUAUUCGUAGAUUGCAGUACAAAAGGAUAUCCUAUUUCUGAACAGUUUGACAUUUGUUUGAUGCCUCUGCUUCAUUGAUCACCAUUAGAACAAAGAAGAACCAGAUGAAAUGGAUGUCGCUUCAACAGAGCAACAGAUUGUCAGCUUUCUACAUUCAUAGCAGGUGGAUGUAGACAUCCACACCAUAGAUACUUGCAUCCCACUGCAUGGGAUUGCCAAGAAAGCACAUGACUUGAGGAAGCAGGGAAAGCAGGGGAAAAUGUACAUCAAGCUAAAUGGGGGGCCGGAGGUCAGAGUGCUUGUUGUCAAAGUACAAGGAAGAAGAGUCCUGAACCACUGUGGACAUUACAGAGCUAUGUCUAACCACUCUUGCACUUACUACUAACUAUUCAUUUCCUGUGAGUCCAUUGUCUGGACUCACUCAUCAUCCAACUAUGUUUCAUCAGUCAUUAUUGUCAUAGAUGUAUGUUGCUUUAUUAUGUCUGUUAUUUCAUUUGUUUACAGUGAUUAGAAACCUUGACUCUCAUUUGACCACAUUGUUAUACUGCCUUAUCAUUUUCCUGUCUAUGUAAAAUUGGCAAAUAUCACAUUUGAAAUACAGAAAGUGAACAUGAUGUGAAACGGGGGGGCUUUGCUUUGCUUCUUCCUACUCCUUUUUGGACAUGUGGAAGUGUGAAUUGUACUAUGUGAUGUAUUCCAAUGUAGCUUAUGUGCAUGUACAAUCUGAAUUAAAC
Dunckerocampus dactyliophorus (ringed pipefish) is the source of this 4957-nucleotide messenger RNA. Its product is annotated as gap junction delta-3 protein-like. The transcript is spliced from 2 exons. Gene Ontology annotation, cellular component: connexin complex. Bases 277 to 1092 code for a protein of 271 amino acids. Gene Ontology annotation, biological process: cell communication. The record is from RefSeq and is a predicted model, not a curated record. NCBI's taxonomy places the organism in Eukaryota, Metazoa, Chordata, Actinopteri, Syngnathiformes, Syngnathidae.